UCAGCCAUGGCGGCACGACGCCACCUGACUCCGUUGAAAGAAACCCACCUUGGCCACCUCUCUGCCCCACCAUGCGGCCCCCUGGUCCCAUUUGUCUGACACUACCCCCUACCUCCCCGUCCCAACCUCGUCUAAUCGCUGCGGCGCCAGUGCCCAAAUCUAAACCCUAGCGCCGCCACCGCCAUGCUGCGCCGCAUCGCCGCCGUCGCCCCGCGGGCCUUCUUCUCCUCGUCACCCCCGCACGCCCCGUCGCUUCCGGCGUCGGGCUACAUCCCGCGCCGCGAGUACGGCCUGGUGCCCAUGGUGAUCGAGCACACCUCCCGCGGGGAGCGCGCCUACGACAUCUUCUCGCGCCUUCUCAAGGAGCGCAUCGUCUGCAUCCAUGGCCCCAUCACCGACGACACGGCCUCCCUCGUCGUCGCCCAGCUGCUCUUCCUCGAGUCCGAGAACCCCGCCAAGCCCGUUCACCUCUACAUUAACUCCCCGGGGGGCGUCGUCACGGCGGGCCUCGCCAUCUACGACACAAUGCAGUACAUCCGCUCCCCCGUCACCACGCUCUGCAUCGGCCAGGCCGCCUCCAUGGCGUCGCUACUCCUCGCCGCGGGGGCGAGCGGAGAGAGGCGGGCGCUGCCGAACGCGCGGGUCAUGAUCCACCAGCCCUCCGGUGGCGCGUCGGGGCAGGCCUCGGACAUCGCCAUCCACGCCAAGGAGAUCCUCAAGGUGCGCGACCGGCUCAAUAAGAUCUAUGCCAAGCACACGGGCCAGGCCAUCGACCGCAUCGAGCAGUGUAUGGAGAGGGACAUGUUCAUGGACCCGGAGGAGGCACAUGAAUGGGGGCUCAUCGACGAGGUCAUCGAGCACCGCCCUGUCUCUCUUGUGUCUGAUGCUGUUGGCAGUGAUCCGCCAAACCUCGGUGGAGGCGGAACUGAGGUGAAUAAAGGGACGGACGAGCCAUCUCCAGCGUGAUGGCAUUGGGCAGUCACAAGCACUUGAUAGCUUUCUAUAAUGAGAAGCUGAUUUCAUAGAGUUUUCUACCGAGACGGGAGAACUGAGUGCAGCUUGCAUUUUAUCUCUGCUAUAUGGGAUUGAGUGUUGGCGGACUAAGAGACGACAUAUCCAACAACUAAGUGUCGCAGAGAUGCGUAUGUUGUGUUGGAUAUAUGGGCACACAAGAUUGGACCGAGUCAGAAACGAUGACAUACACGAUCGGCUAGUAGUAACGCCAAUUGAAAAAAACUUAUUCAACACCGGUUGAGAUGGUUUGGGCAUGUCCACCAGAGACCCCAGAGGCACCGCUGUAUAGAGACAUCAUAAGACGGGACAAUAAUGUGAAGAGAGGUAGAGGUCGACCAAAUUUGACAUGAGAGGAGGCAAUCAAAAGGGACUUGAAGGAAUGGAUUAUCCCAAUGGAGCUGUGUUUGGAUAGAGGUGCUUGGAAAGAAGCUAUCCACGUGCCUGAACCGUGAUUAGGUCUUUUUCCUUUUAGUGCUCUCAAAAGCUUUUUCCCUUCUCUUUCUUUCUCUUUUUGGUGACAUGUUGGGUUUCAACUUUAGCCUACUCUAACUUGUUUGGGACUAAAAUGCUAUGUUGAUGUUGGAGGAACUGGAUACUGAAUUUUCUGUGUCAGAAACUAAGAAGGGACCUUGGCAUUAUUAUUUUUAAGAUAGAUUAUAAACCAUAUGUAACAUUACCCAAUAACAAUAAUCUUUUUAACUGCUUCUCUUAUUCCAUUUA
Messenger RNA from Zea mays, 1734 nucleotides. Its product is annotated as ATP-dependent Clp protease proteolytic subunit. Lineage: Eukaryota; Viridiplantae; Streptophyta; Magnoliopsida; Poales; Poaceae. Gene Ontology annotation, cellular component: endopeptidase Clp complex. Gene Ontology annotation, molecular function: ATP-dependent peptidase activity; serine-type endopeptidase activity; ATPase binding. The record is from RefSeq and is a predicted model, not a curated record. Bases 184 to 966 code for a protein of 260 amino acids. Gene Ontology annotation, biological process: protein quality control for misfolded or incompletely synthesized proteins. The transcript is spliced from 2 exons.